Molecule: messenger RNA, 356 nt
Organism: Mollisia scopiformis
Lineage: Eukaryota; Fungi; Ascomycota; Leotiomycetes; Helotiales; Mollisiaceae
Exons: 1
Coding region: 48-233 (61 amino acids)
Source: RefSeq, a predicted model, not a curated record
GGAUUUUCAUAGAUGGAGAGGACGACACAGCCGAGCAUUUUUGAGUAAUGACUGUGGCACCAGUAUUAAUAUUGUAUUGCAUUACUUUGAUAGUCUCUCUCAGACGAUAUUGUUUCCAUUUCGCUUCCAACGUGGUUAGGUACCGUUGCCGCUCUACUCAGGAGCUACCCACCUUUGUCUCACCCUCUACUCAGGUUACUCAGUCACGUUUCUACUCUCCCUUGUUUGUAUAGCCGGAACUAUAAAGUAAGCGAGAUAAUUAACUUCAUAUACAUAGGUACAUUAGACAAGUGGGGCGCGAUGAAGGUUGCGUCCCUCAUUAGAUUGUGGGUUCUCUCGCUCGGAAGACUACCAUG